Molecule: messenger RNA, 2185 nt
Organism: Boeremia exigua
Lineage: Eukaryota; Fungi; Ascomycota; Dothideomycetes; Pleosporales; Didymellaceae
Product: major facilitator superfamily domain-containing protein
Exons: 5
Coding region: 309-2108 (599 amino acids)
Biological process (GO): transmembrane transport
Molecular function (GO): transmembrane transporter activity
Source: RefSeq, a predicted model, not a curated record
CCGAUCGAUGAGGCGUGAACCGACCAACCUUAUUUGGUUGGCACAUAAUCUCGCCCCGUGUUCGUUAAGGCUGGAAGAUCUGCGCAGUGUCCCCCCGCGUUGGAUGAUGCUUCCACUGUGAACUUGCCGCGGCUUGUUUGAUAUUGAUUUUGACUUAGGGACUUUAGCGCACCCGCACCUUCGUCCAUGAGGAUAUAGAGCUGCACACGUACACAGUCUUGCAAACCAGGAGUCGCGCCUGUUAAACUUUCUGUGACGUUUCACCACCUCUUCGCGUCCCCGGCACCCGACAAGCCACAACAGACAUCAUGGGUCAUGCUAUGCAAACACCAGGACAUGAACCUCACGACGUUGAUGUUCGUGAUCUCGAAAAAGAUGGCAACCACACCGCACAUGCUCACUGGCAAGAUCGGACACCGCCCAGCGAAGCUGAGAAGAGCGAGCAGUUGGCUCUAGCCCCUACAAUUAGUAAGGGUCCAACUGUCCACGAAAGAAUGAAUGGUAAACUAUUCAUGACCUUGACGUGUAUGUCUUUCCUCUGGAUCGGCUCGCAGAUCCCUCUUUUCUUAUUUGGCUCUGUCCUGCCUCUCAUCUACAACGAUAUCGGUGGUGUUGACAGAUGGGUCUGGUUUGUCAUUGGCUAUUUGAUCCCCAAUGCCGCUCUCUGCCCAUUUGUUGGUGCACUUUCGGAUUUGUUCGGUCGCCAAAAGGUUGCCAUUGUAGGGCAGGUAUGUCUCAUUGUAGGCCCUAUCAUUACUGCAACCGCAACCUCCAUGAACAUCGCUAUUGCGGGUAAUGUCUUCUCUGGAAUUGGUGCAGGUCUCAAUGAACUCAUCGCACUUGCUGGGACAGCCGAAGUCGUGCCUGUGAAGGACCGCGGCAAGUACGUCGGUCUCGUCGUGUUGACAAUCUUGCCCUUCUGCCCUUCAGUGCUAUACGCUCAACUUAUCGCCGAAGCCAGCAACUGGCGUUAUAACGGCAUCCUUGUUGGCAUUUGGAACUUCAUCGGCCUGCUCCUUUGUGUCUUUUGUUAUCACGAUCCAUCUCGUCUUACAGCAGAAUACACAGCAACCCAUGUCAUUCAGCGUAUCGACUAUAUUGGUGGUAUUCUCAGCAUUGGUGGUAUCACCUGCUUCAUGAUGGGCCUUCAAUGGGGCGCCUCCCAAUAUGUAUGGGGAAGCGUACAUAACAUCGUACCUCUAGUCAUUGGCAUCAUCAUGAUCGCCGCCUUCUUUGUUUGGGAGUUUUAUGCGCCACACCCGAUGGUCCCACGGGCAUUAUUCAAGAAGGCCAAGAAGACUAUGGUUGUCAUCUUGCUAAUCACUUGGCUUAGCGGUGGUAACUUCUUCGUGUUGCUGCUGUUCUGGCCCACCCAGAUCUACAACGUUUAUGGUGAUGAUCCGAUCGGCGUUGGUGUCAGAUCCUUACCCAUCGGGUUCGGUAUCAUCGUCGGCGCCGCCAUCUGUCUAAUUCUCAUUCCUGCGACGAAAGGUCGCAUCCGCUUGUUGCUCCUUUUCUUUACCGCUUUAAUGACUGCGGGCACUGGUGCCAUGUCAAUCUCGACACCGGACAAUCUCAAUACCAUGUACGGUCUUGUCACUCUGGCUUCUCUCGGUGUCGGUGGCGUGAUCAUUCCAUGUUCUAUCAUUGCGCAGAUUGCAUGCCCAGAUGAACUCAUCGCGACUGUGACCGCGAUCACGCUCAGUCUGCGUUACAUCGGAGGUGCUAUCACAUUUGCGAUAGCCUCUAAUCUGUUCUACCACAAUGUCACCAUCUAUGCAACCCAGAUUGUGGCUACUGAGACGAUUGCUGGGAAAGCCAUCGUUAACCCUUUCAGACCUGAAGGAUUGGCGCUCAUUAAACACAUGACCGAGCUUGUCUCCAAUGCUCAAUUCGUCCAGCUGCGCGAGAUAUUGGCUACAAACUCUUUAAUUCUGGACAGGAAUAGUUACAGCAUCAUCGUUACAAGCGCACAAGAAGCUUUUUCUCUUGCAUAUCGGUGGCCAUACUGGAUUUCCAUUGCGUUCGGAGGAGCCUGUUUCAUCUUGAGCAUUUUUGUUGGAGACAUCGGUGCUUUAUUGGACGGUCACAUCGCCGCCGCUGUCUAGUUGAAUGCGGAGGACAUACCGCUGAUUUCCCCUGCUACGGGUAGACAUGUUCUCAUAUAUCCGAACUCGAAUUUACG